AUGUGUGUUUUGAAAAUGCGGGGUAGAAUCUGGUGUCUUGUGGUUUUAUUGGCUUUUUCUAUUGUUGUUGAAGCAACUUACGAAGACGCUCGAUGCAAAUGCGUUUGUGUAGACCACUCAGUCCUUAAAGUAUCAAAUGAAUCUUCUUCAGAACCGAAAAGAUCUGUUUAUGUAAAGUCUAUUCCUUCUGAUAAAUGUACUUGUCAAAUCAUGUUAGAAGAUAAAUCAGAUCUUUGUCCCUACUGCGAUUGCAAGUACCAAGUUCGGAACACCGCAACCAUCAAAGUGGUCGUGAUCAUGAUUGUCGUCAUUUUGUCGACGCUCUCGAUUUAUCUCCUGUUUAUGCUCAUUAUAGAGUCCUUCUUAUCUUCAAGGGGAAGAAAUAAUCCUCUAAAUGGGACCCAAAGUUCAUUUUCACCCUCGAAGACUUUUAGAACUUUUCGCAGUUACACGACGUCUUCACAAGAUGAGCAACGCGGAAAUCGUGAGAGCUCGUCCGGGUCUACUGCAGUUGUGAAUCGAGUCCCAGAUCAACAAUCAAAUUGGAAAGGUCGUAUUGAAGCCCAACGCGAGCGUGUGUUUAGUGAGCGUACAAUUCUCAAUUAA
This is a messenger RNA of Rodentolepis nana, 606 nucleotides long. Lineage: Eukaryota; Metazoa; Platyhelminthes; Cestoda; Cyclophyllidea; Hymenolepididae. The record is from the annotation of a GenBank genome assembly.